This is a messenger RNA of Heterostelium album PN500, 1044 nucleotides long. RefSeq lists its product as uncharacterized. The record is from RefSeq and is a predicted model, not a curated record. The transcript is spliced from 5 exons. Bases 1 to 1044 code for a protein of 347 amino acids. NCBI's taxonomy places the organism in Eukaryota, Evosea, Eumycetozoa, Acytosteliales, Acytosteliaceae.
AUGAGAGAUAGUGCUGAAAAAUCAUUAAUAAUAGAUGAUAUUAUCAAUGCCAAAGAAGAAAGAGAUCAUUUACAAAAGAAAUUGAUCGAUGACAAUCCUUCAAAUCAAUUUCAUAGAGGUCAUGUUCAAUACAAACUACCAGUAAGCAUUACAACUGACACUAAUCAACAAACAAUUCUAUGGUAUCGUCAGUCGGAUGUUCGACAAUGUACAAGCCUAAAGUUUAGAGUAGUCGAAAAAUAUACAAUUCCAUACAUUGGUAAGGAAGUUCAAGAUAGACUUAACAGUACAUGGUGUCCAAUUAAACAUAUUGUUAAACUACAGAUUGGAGUGCCCAUUCUCGAACAUUUUAUUAAACAAAACUCUGCUCAUCUCAAUCAUAUUUUAUCAACUGUUGAAAAGUUACAUAUUGGUUACGAAUCAAAGUUCAAACAUAUAAAAGAGACCUGUAUCAAAACCCUUGUGACCAUUACCCCCAAUCUUCGCUCGCUCAUUUUCCGUGGUGUAACACUUGAAUCUGCACACCUGACUGCAAUCUGUUCAAUUAAAUCGCUCAGAAAGGUAGAGAUUUCCCACACUUUAAAUAUCUUACCGGGUUUUCUCACUGUGUUAUGUAGCGGUUUGCCUUUACUCGAAAUAAUCAAAUCGACAGAUUUUAAAAUCAGUGAUGUCCCAAAGCCAUAUCGUUCAAAAAUUAAAAAGUUAGCAAGAGUUUACAUGGAGGAAACCGAUGAAACCUUGGAGUUUCCCAAUCUCCAACAAUGUCUGGUCACUCUCGGGGAUUUAGAAUAUCAUCAUCAACCAGAUCAUUGUAUAUUCAUUAACAAACUUAAAUCAAUCGUACUACCAGCAACACUAUCUCGAAUCAUCAUUCGCUCCGAUAAUUUGCCCAAUGCAAACAACUAUUUGAUUGAUAUUGGAUUUCAAUAUAUUAAAGAUGCUAUUCAUUCGAAAAAGUUUAACAAAGAAAUAAAAAAUCAACAAAUCUAUUACACAAUAAACUCAUUCGAUAAAUAUCUUCGAGAUUCACAUAAAUCAACUUAA